Vicia villosa (hairy vetch) is the source of this 927-nucleotide messenger RNA. Its product is annotated as WD-40 repeat-containing protein MSI1-like. Lineage: Eukaryota; Viridiplantae; Streptophyta; Magnoliopsida; Fabales; Fabaceae. Gene Ontology annotation, molecular function: histone binding. Gene Ontology annotation, biological process: regulation of gene expression. Gene Ontology annotation, cellular component: nucleus. The transcript has 3 exons. The record is from RefSeq and is a predicted model, not a curated record. Bases 1 to 927 code for a protein of 308 amino acids.
AUGACACAAAAGUUUGAGUGGCUCUCCAACACAUUCCAAUGGUUUCCGACUUGCAACGAAUCGGAAGAUAAGAACUACUCAGUACAGAAGGUCAUUUUCGGAAACCAUGAUGACGAAUACGACCGCAAUUACCUAAUGAUAGCCGAGGUCCAAAUUGCUCAUAAGUAUUCGGAUUCUGACUACUCAAGCAACAAUGAUUGUUCCAACAACAAUGAUGUAAACGAUGGCAUUAUUUUUAAUAUUAUCAAGGAGAUCAAUCACGAUGGCGAUGUUAACAUUGUUCGUUACAUGCCUAAUAAAGAUUCAAUUAUUGCAAGUAAAACAAAUGGUCCCGAGGUUUAUAUAUUUGAUACUGACAAACAAACUUCUAAGGCUUCUGAUGAUCGUGCUCGCCCUGAACUAAGGUUACUUAGUCAUAAAACUAAUGGUUAUGGCUUGUCUUGGAGCAAAUUCAAUAGUGGUCAUUUGCUUAGUGGUGAUUAUGAUGGUAAUAUUUGUAUUUGGGAUGUUAAUGCCACUUCCAACAAUCUUACCCUCGAUCCCUUGCGAAUUUUCAAGGUUAAUGAAGGUGAUAUAGAAGACAUAGCAUGGAAUUCAAAGAAUGCAAAUUUAUUUGGAUCUGUUGGCAAAAAAAACUUGCACUUAUGGGAUGUUAGAGCUCCAAUAAUGAAUAAUCCAGUUAAUUGGAAUCCAAAUAAUGAGACAAUGUUUGCUUCUGGAUGUCAUCUUAGGAGAGUGUUUGUUUGGGAUAUUAGUAAGAUUGAUGAUAAGAAAAAUAAUAUGGAUAUUGAUGAUGGUCCUGCAUUGCUUUUUGUUCAUCAUGAACAUUUAGGUGAAAUAAGUGACCUUUCUUGGAAUCCUUGUGAAGAUAUGAUGAUUGCUAGCGUGGAUGUUGGAAAUUCGAUUCACUUAUGGAAGAUGUAUUAA